Messenger RNA from Gloeophyllum trabeum ATCC 11539, 749 nucleotides. RefSeq names its product DUF1000-domain-containing protein. NCBI's taxonomy places the organism in Eukaryota, Fungi, Basidiomycota, Agaricomycetes, Gloeophyllales, Gloeophyllaceae. The coding region runs from base 1 to 627 and encodes 208 amino acids. Gene Ontology annotation, cellular component: nucleus. The transcript is spliced from 5 exons. The record is from RefSeq and is a predicted model, not a curated record.
AUGGCCUCCAACGACAAUUCUGAAAACUCUGCGAGAUCCCAGCUUGUUGGUUCUGAUAUUGACAGCUUAUAUGGCGUCAUUGACAAAGACAAGGUGUACGGCUUGAAUCUCACUGUCCCCGAAGAUGCGAAGGCGGUCGUGAAACCCUGGGAGGAGCGCGAAGAUACAACCUUAUUCGCUGAGUCGAACGUGGACGAUCAACUGAUCCUCCAUAUACCCUUCACGCAGAACGUGAGGGUGAAGUCUAUAUUGGUGAAACUAGGGCGAGGCGAGGUUACGCCACGCCAAUUACGAAUAUACGCCAAUCACCCUACCAUAGUCGAUUUCGCCGAAGCCGAAGUGAUUACCCCUCAACUCAACCUUGCUCUGCUAGAAGAGUCAGGCGUCACAGAGUAUCCCUUACGUGUGGCCGCAUUUGCAAACGUCAACACGCUCUCUCUCUUCUUCAACGAGUCGACCGGGGGCGAGAUGACGAGGAUUUACUACGUGGGCUUCAAGGGCGACGCUCGAACGCCACGGAAGGAGGCGAACUCGAAGAUGGUGGUUCCAGCAGCGAAUGCGGCGGACGCUCGGAUUACGGAUCGGGUCCUGGAGAAGGCUGGCGCCCAGCAGACCACGGCUCGGUAGAUGCAGUUGUACUAAGAGAGUGUACUAAUGCUUGUAUUUCUAAUACCACCCCAAGGCUGUUACAGUCCUUCUGUGUUGCCGGGGAUGAUACUUAAUUUGCUGGUAUUACGUGUACCUCCGCC